Molecule: messenger RNA, 1931 nt
Organism: Colius striatus (speckled mousebird)
Lineage: Eukaryota; Metazoa; Chordata; Aves; Coliiformes; Coliidae
Gene: GPRC5C
Product: G protein-coupled receptor class C group 5 member C
Exons: 5
Coding region: 122-1411 (429 amino acids)
Biological process (GO): G protein-coupled receptor signaling pathway
Cellular component (GO): signaling receptor complex; plasma membrane; intracellular membrane-bounded organelle
Molecular function (GO): protein kinase activator activity; G protein-coupled receptor activity
Source: RefSeq, a predicted model, not a curated record
GGGCUGGCCCGCCGGCACGGCACGGCACGGCACGGCACGGCGGAGCGGGGCUGCAGCCGCGCACUGGGGGCUGGAGCCGGCUCUGUGGACGCCCUGCUCAGCACCCGUGCCGCGGUGCAGGAUGGGCGCUGCGGUGCUGCCAGCAGCCUCCUGCGUGCUGCUGGCCCUGCUCCCCGCAGCCAGCGGGCAGACCAGCCCUCCCUCCGGCUGCGGCACCGACCUCUCCUCCCUCUACUACAACCUCUGCGACCUCUCGGCAGCCUGGGGCAUCGUGCUGGAGGCCGUGGCCAGCCUCGGCGUGGUGACCACCUUUGUGCUCACCAUUGUCCUGGUGGCCAGCCUGCCCUUUGUCCAGGACCCUCAGAAGAAGAGUCUGGUGGCCACUCAGGUCUUCUUCCUCCUGGGCACCUUCGGGCUCUUCUGCCUGACAUUUGACUUCAUCGUGGGGCCGGACUUCUCCACCUGCGCCUCUCGCCGCUUCCUCUUCGGCGUCCUCUUCGGUAUCUGCUUCUCCUGCCUGCUGGCGCACGCCGUGGCCCUCAACUUCUUGGUGCGGAGGAACCGUGGCCCGCGGGGCUGGGUGACGUUGGCGGUGGCCCUGCUCCUCGCCUUGGUGGAGGUCAUCAUCAACGCCGAGUGGCUCAUCAUCACGGUGGCGCGGCCGGAGGGCGGCUCGCCGGACCCUUGCCGGCUGGAGGACGCCGACUUCGUCAUGGCGCUCAUCUACGUCAUGUUCCUGCUGGCGGCUGCCUUCGGCACGGCCUGGCCGGCCCUCUGUGGCCGCUACGGCCGCUGGCGCAAGCACGGCGCCUUCAUCCUGGCCACCACCAGCCUCUGCCUGGCCAUCUGGGUGGCCUGGGUGACCAUGUACCUCUACGGGAACCAGCUGGUGGGUGAGAAGCCCGGUUGGGAUGACCCCACGCUGGCCAUCGCGCUGGUGUCCAACGCCUACGCCUUCCUCCUCCUCUACGUCAUCCCCGAGGUGACGCACGUGACGCGGCGCAGCCCCGACCUGCCCUUUGAGGAUGACGUGUACCCCACGCGUGGGGUGGGCUACGAGACCAUCCUCAAGGAGCAGAAGUCACAGAGCAUGUUUGUGGAGAACAAAGCCUUCUCCAUGGAUGAACCCUCCUUCGGCAAGAAGCCCGUGUCCCCGUACAGUGGCUACAACGGGCAGCUGCUCACCAGCGUCUACCAGCCCACCGAGAUGGCUCUGAUGCACAAGGCGCCGACUGAAGGUCCCUACGACGUGAUCCUGCCCCGCGCCUCCACCGCCAGCCCGGCGGCCGGCAGCGCCAGCUCCACGCUGCGAGCCGAGGACGCCUUCGCGGCACAGGCCCGGCACACCGGCAGCCAGCGGGAUGGCAGGAGCUGCCAGGUGCCGUCACCGUACGGCAGGAGCCGCUGGUGAAGCCUUCGCCGUGGCACAGCCGUGGUCACGCUCCCAGGGCCUCGCCAGCCACCUCCCACUGCUCCCAGCCGGCAGCCGGAGCCGGUUCCUGCGCAGGGGACACCCAGGACACGGACUCCACACCCCUCUGCUGGCCCUGCCCCGAGGACAGAGCCGUCCCCUCGCUGCCUUCGUGACACACGGACGCCCCAGCCCCCAGGCUGAGGAGCUGGUGGGACUCCUGCCAGGGGCUCCCACCCCCCCGCCAUCCCACCCCAGGGCACAAGGUGAUGUGAAGAUGUCCCCAGCUCUGCCUCCCGCUGUGCCUCAGUUUCCCCGUUGCUGGGGAAGGGGAGGCUGCUUAGAGGCUGGGGGAUCAGUGCCUUGCUGGGCUUGGGGACCCGGCCCCCCUCAGCUCUGGCUGCCUUCUGAGUGCCUUCCCCCCUCAGGGAUCCCUCCCAGGGAGCAGGGGGGGAGUGGGGCCCCUCACCCUCCUUCUGGCUUUCUCUGUCAGUUUUUCCUCUUCCCCCUUUUUUCAGGU